AUGGUCCUUGACGACCAGCUGAGCCUGGAGCUCCCUGGCGUCCAGGGCGACCGUCUUCGCCGUCAGGACCAGCGGGUCCAACUUCUCCGUCAUCACCACGUUCACCUUCGAGACCUGGAAGGCCAGUACCUGGAGGUCCUGGUAGACCAGUUUCACCCUUUGGUGCGUAGCUUGAGUACCCUGGCUCUCCGCGGAAUCCUUUGGGCCCGAGUUCUCCAGGGAAGCCUUCGAGCCCUCUUGGACCCGGAGUUCCUGGGCGUCCUUCAUAACCACGAGGUCCUUGAUCUCCAUGCACACCUUUCGGCCCAGGAAUACUUCUUCCAGGCUCUCCGUGAAUUCCCUUGGGCCCGUCAGGUCCAUAUUCUCCUGGCGCUCCCUUCUGGCCAGGACGACCUGGGAGACCCGGCAUGCCGUUCAGUCCCGGCAUACCUGGCUCUCCAGGCUCUGGGAACUCUCCCGGAGGGCCUGGUCGACCAGUUGGACCUUGAUCUCCCGGCAGUCCUGGGAGCCCAGACAUUGAGAUAA
Cotesia congregata is the source of this 525-nucleotide messenger RNA. Lineage: Eukaryota; Metazoa; Arthropoda; Insecta; Hymenoptera; Braconidae. The record is from the annotation of a GenBank genome assembly.